CGGGCUGCAGCUGCUGCUAAUGACACAGAUCGGCUGCUGCUGCCGCCGCCGCCGGAGCGGGCGGACAGGCGGGCGAACCGAGGCAGAGCGCGGAGCGCGGAGCGCCCCGAGAGCCGCGAGCGGCCCGCGGACGGCCGAGAGGCCCCGAGACAGCGGCGCUCGCCUCGUCGCCCGGCCCAGCCCGGCGCGGGCGCUGCUCCAACUGCCCGGGAUGGAGGCGGGCCGGGCCCGGGCCCGGGGCUCGGGCUGAGUGCCCCCCGCGCGCUCGGAUGGCGGGCGGCGCCGGCUGGGCGGGCGGCCCCGCGGCGCUGCUGCGCUCCGUGCGCCGACUGCGGGAGGUGUUCGAGGUGUGCGGCCGGGACGCGGACGGCUUCUUGCGAGUAGAGCGCUUCGUUGCCCUGGGCCUGCAAUUCGGCCAGGGAGAGGAGGUAGAGAAGCUCGUGAAAUACUUGGACCCAAAUGACAUGGGGAGAAUCAACUUUAAAGACUUCUGCCACGGGGUGUUCGCCAUGAAAGGGUGUGGAGAGGUGCUGAAGGAUGUUCUGGCCAUGGAAAGCACAGCCACUCUGCAGUAUGAACCAGAGAUUGGGGACUAUGAGGACCAGGGCAGUGAGAUCCAGGAUCCCGUCUGCUUGGAGAGUGAGAGGACCCUUGGAGAACCCAACCUCUUUCCUGAGGACGAGGCCAUGAUGCUGGCCCAGCACGAAGUCCUUCACGAAUCUGACAUGGACAGCGCCAUUGAUAGUGCUCCAAGUCUGGAAGUAUCUGACAUGAGUCCAGGAGAGGAGAAGGAUGAGGUCCUCGGAGGCCUCUUUCUUCCAGGUGACAAGUCAUUUAUCCCCAACCCAUCAGCAACAUCUGAUCUCUCCACUCACUCCACGGCCUCGCUCAUCAGUAACGAAGAGCAGUUUGAAGACUAUGGAGAAGGGGAAGAUGUUGAAUAUAAUCCAAGCAGCCCUUGUCCCGAUGAUGAAACUAGAACCAACGUCUACUCUGACCUGGGGUCCUCUGUGUCUUCCAGCGCAGGGCAGACCCCUAGAAAAACAAGGCAUGUCUACAACAGUGAAUUGUUGGAUGUCUACUGUUCCCAGUGCUGCAAGAAGGUCAGUCUGCUAAAUGAUUUGGAAGCCAGGCUGAAGAACCUUAAAGCCAACAGCCCCAACCGGAAGAUCUCUAGCACGGCAUUUGGACGGCAGCUCAUGCACCAUAGCAACUUCAGCAGUAGUAAUGGCAGCACUGAGGACCUGUUUCGGGACAGCAUUGACUCUUGUGAUAAUGACCUCACAGAGAAGGUGAGCUUCCUGGAAAAAAAGGUGACAGAGCUAGAGAAUGACAGUCUGACCAAUGGAGACCUGAAGAGCAAAUUAAAACAAGAGAACACUCAGCUCGUCCACAGGGUUCAUGAGCUAGAAGAGAUCAUGAAAGACCAGGAGACGACUGCUGAGCAGACACUAGAGGAGGAGAUCAAGAGGCAUCGGGAGCUGUUGAGCAAGCUCGAGAAGGAGAAGGGCACGGAGAUCGAGCUGCUAAACACAAGGGUACAACAGUUAGAAGAAGAGAAUACAGAACUGAGAACCACAGUAACACGACUAAAGUGCCAAACAGAGAAAUUAGAUGAGGAGCGACAACGGAUGUCCGACCGGCUAGAAGACACCAGCCUCCGGCUCAAGGAUGAGAUGGACUUGUAUAAGCGGAUGAUGGACAAGUUAAGGCAGAACCGUAUGGAGUUCCACAAGGAGCGAGAGGCCACUCAGGAGCUCAUCGAGGACCUGAGGAAGGAGUUGGAGCACCUCCAGCUCUACAAACUGGACUGUGAACGGCCGGGUCGGGGAAGAAGCUCCUCUUCCUGUAUGAGUGAAUUCAAUGCCAGAGCCCGGGAAAUUGAACUGGAGCAUGAGAUCAAACGACUCAAGCAGGAAAAUCAGAAGCUCCGAGAUCAGAAUGAUGACCUGAAUGGGCAGAUUUUAAGUCUCAGUCUUUAUGAAGCAAAGAAUCUCUUUGCCACUCAGACCAAAGCCCAGUCUUUGGCAGCAGAGAUCGACUCAGCCUCUAGGGAUGAGCUUAUGGAAGCCCUCAAAGAGCAAGAAGAGAUCAAUUAUCGACUGAGACAGUACAUGGACAAGAUCAUCCUUGCCAUCUUAGACCACAACCCAUCUAUUCUGGAGAUCAAAAACUGAAAGGAGAUGGAGGGGUGGAAGUGGGAGUGGGACCAAGGAAGAGCCUGGGAGAGCGACAGCCACUCAACACCCUCUGCACAUGUCACUGGAUUUAAGUGUCACUAAUACUGUAAAUGUCUAUACAUACAACUGUGUGAGUGUGUGUAUGUGUGUACAACUGAGUAUGAAAGAAAUGAGCGUGUGUAUGAAUGUUCAUAAGUGGUAAGCGGUUGAUUCUUUAAUCACAAAGGUCUGGUUGGGUUAGUUUUUCAUGCACUUUGUUGUACCUUUGCAGGGAAGAGGGCUAGCAGAGGGAAUAGAAGGCAAUUAUUAAUGUAAUAACAAUAUAACUGGAAACUUUGUGUUUUAGAUAUUGGAUAAAAUGACUACCUCUGGUUGUACGAGAUCUAUUUCUAUUGUGAGAGGUGCCCCCAUACCUCCUACAGGAUAGAGAACAAAAAACAAUGACUUUUUCAGUAACUUGAAUCCCUAGCCACCUUGUGAUUGGGCUUAGUUUGAUCCCAUUCUCCUCUUACUUCCAUCAGUGGCACACCCUGCCAGGGCACAGGUAUUUGGAAUGAGGAAAGAGAAAUUGGUCUUCUAGUAGAAAAUGGUAGAGGAGAAAGUCAUUGCUUCAUAUUUGGUGUGUUUUGGGGGUAGGGGAUUUGUGACUAGUAGAACCACUCGCUGGCAAAGAGUGGUUUGUCUCUUUAGUAUCUACUUCCAUUUUGCACACCAUUCCUAAUGACUAGUGGAUGGUUUUGGGUUCUUAUAGGAAUGACUUGGGUCUCACAGAUAUUCUACAACUUAACCCCAGUUUUCAGGGGAAUUAGAAUUAAGGCUGUCUAAUUUCUUUUUGGUUGGGCUCUUGGCCUUUAUUUUUUAAGGUUUCCCUUUCAUUCCUGCAUUCUUACUACCUCCCUUUUUAUUUCUCUGUGUAUGUGUGUGUGAGAUUAUGUGUGUGUGUUGGUUGCUUAUUUAAGAAAAUAAAGAUGUUCCAGUCCAAUGUUUGGUAGGGAACAGAUGUUUGGAAAGAGUGGAGGAUGAUAGAAGUUUAAGUAAUUAAAAGGUGCGUUGGGGAGAUAAGAAGGGUUUUAUCCCCAUCAAUUUUCAUUCGACACCAUCAGCUUCCAUCCUGACAUCUGACCAACUGAAUGAUGGCAUCCAGCUCCAGAACCUAUGUCUGUGUGGGGCUGAAGCAAAUAUCCUCAAAGGUUUUGGAUCUAAUCAAGAAAGGCUUGCUAAUGACAUUUUAAAGUCCUACCCAGUGUGGCUUGGCACGGUGGUAUCUUUGUAAUCCCAGGCAGAGGCUAGCAUAUCUCUUGAACAAUCUUUUUUUUUUUUUUGGGGGGGGGGGGUUCUGAACUGGAGUAUGCUAAGACCAUUUGUACCAAACUUGGCAUAAAUGUGAAUCUCCAGGAAUGGGGAAGGGGGGGGGGGAGGAGGGGAGGCACCGCAACAGUGAACUGGCCCAGGUGAAAAACUGAUUGUUGACCAGUAGUGGAAUUAGGUUUAUGAGAAGCCCCUGCUCUUCCAACCCAAAUUAAAUAGGAAAACUUUUUUUUAAAUCCCUGUUAGAUGUUCCUAGCACACUCCUGAAGUCUGACUGGCUCCUAUUAGGGUGUGGGAUUUUGCCAUCAAAUGAGAUGGAUAAAAAGUCUACUAGGACCUGAAGAUCUUUUAUUCUGAAUAUUCAAACAGCCCUUUGUUGCCUGCACAGAAGAGAAAGAGUGAGGUUGUCCAUGAGACACAAGUGGAGUAGGCCAGGAGAACUGGGACUGACUUUGAUCAUUCUCCUGACACUUGGUAGGGGGUUCGUACUAAGAGGUUUUUCAUGUAGGAACUGAGCUUUUUGCCCAUUGCCAUUGUCUUCCUCCUCUUCUCACAUUCAUCUUCAAUUUUUAUAUUCCUUUGCCAUGCAUUUCCCUUAAUCCUAUAUAUGUACAUAUAUGUAUUUCUAUACACACACCCCUUUAGUUUCUUGUUUUCUUCACUGUCACAUGAAAAGGAACGUCUGGGCAUGUUGGAGAAGGGGAUGCGGAUGAAUCAUAACAAGUCUGAGGGCGAGCCACUGUGGAAAUAUUGGGGUUCCUCUCUAAUCUAGGAAUCUGGUCUAUGAGAGCAGCUACAGAAGCUGGGCUUUUCCCCCUAUCCCAGGACCGUGACCAUCUUGUAAGCUGAGUUUUUCCUUAACAGUUUUUCCAAAAUAGGGGAAACUGACAAAAAACAACUUUUAUUUUCUUUGAAAUAAUGACUUCUCCAGCACAUACAUACAGGCCAUGUGUCCCUGGCAAAUUACUUAACCUCUCAAUGCCCCCAGAAGACUGAAAAGACUUCAGCUACCAAGUAGGCACCUUUCAGCAUUGAUAAAGCAUUCUCGAUACCAGUGACCUCAUAGAUCCAUUCCAAAAAGAAUUAGCCACUUGCAUCCCAUUGACCUCCCACAGAGGAUCAAUCAUCUGAAAAUUCUCAAAGCUGUCAGCCAUGGGUCCACCUAGGCAUCGAGGUUCUCUGUGAGAGUAAUGGAAUGGAUGAAGAAGAGGUUAGAAAUUAAGGAGAGGAAAUCUGGAAAAAGGAGAAUGGAAUGAAUGGGCCAGAAGAGGCAAAGGGAGAAAUCAAAGCGAGUGGGGGAGAGGGAGAAAUUUUAAAAAACAACUAGAAGGAUGACAAUCAUAAUGAAUUCAGAGGCAAAAGAGAAUCCAGGUCACUCAAUUUGAAGCAAAUGAAAAAAAUAGUUUGAGUCAUCACACUGGUUUGAUUAUCUCUUUUUUUAAAAAACAUGUGGCUGAAAGAUCAGGCCCAGGUAACUAAGUUAAGUUUUAAUCUAUUUUAAUUUUUAAAAUCAGUUUUUGUAUCUUUAAAAAAAUUUUAAGACGUCAGAAUCAAUGGAAGAUGUAUGUAUAUAUUUUUUACUUUUGUGCUUGUUUUGGCUAUGUGUCGUGCUCCCCUGCCUUGUAGGAGGCACGUAGAAAAAGUGUCAGGUACUGCCGUAAAUAUAUGGAGAAUUUGGACCCAAUGCAAAGAGGAUCCAGCCUUGUGAACAAACAAAUAAAUAUGAGCCUUGGAAACUCCCAUCCCUCCCUUAGGAGGCACCUGAGGAGUCUGGUGCCCUCAGCUGUUUCUUUACUCUUUUCCCAAAUAGCAUCUAGAUUCGGUGACUGUUUGCUCAGCUGUUCAAAGAGAAGAUUUUCUCGUGAUCAGAGAGGCCAAAGUUGGUGUGAUUUAUCUCUUCUUUUUUUUUUUUUAAACAGCUGGUUUAAAGGAGCAAGCCCCAUGAAACACUUAUUUAGUUAAAUUCAGCAUAGUUUUAAUCAUUUGUUUUAACUUUUAACUCAAUUUUUGAUAUAUCUCAGAACUCAUUUCCAAAGUUGUUAGAAUGAAGGAUGAAUUAAGCUGACCUGCUUUGUUCAGCCCAGUGGACCAACAAGUCCCAGUGUCCAAAUGGUGAACCUUGAGGCAACUCUGGGAGUCAUGUGUGUGCUUGCGUGCAUGUGUGUCUGUGUGAUUUAACCUCUGUGAGUGGAGGGGGGAGGGAAAGGAAAGAGAUACCCACUGCCAUUUUAUGUGCAAUGAUUUAUUUCUCCUUUUUGGUCAGGAGGUGUCAUCUUUUUCAUUUGAUGAGGGACUUGUUCCCGCCACAUCCACCUUAAGACCUUCCUUCCCACUCCUCUGUCCUUGAGGUCUGUUUCCUUUAGAUGAAAUUUGAGGACAAAGAAUAAAGGCUGCCAUCCCAGCAGGAAUAACAUAGGUUCAUAGUAGAAGGCCAUCAAGCCCAACGCCCUCAUUUUGCUGAUGAGGAAACUGAGGUACUAAAUUAGAGGAAGUGACUUGCCCAGGGUCAUGCAGCUAUAUGAAAAUUUUCCCUGGUAUCAUCUCUAAGAGUUUGAUGGACUAUUGUAUGGAAUCUGUUGGAAGGCAAACAUUUAGACAGGGUAGGGAAGGCAUUUUUCAAUCUUUUAAGUGGAAAGAAAGCAACUUACAUUGCUAUUGUCAGGGUCCUGUUUUUCACAAGCAUUAGAAAGUUCUGGGGGGAACAAAUGGAACUUGAGAAUUAAUUCUCUGGGAAGAGAAGUUUGGGUAGAGAGGUUUCUGGUCUAUGAUUCUGUAACUACUCCAUUCUGUGCUGAAUAGUUGACAGGGAGCCCGGGGAAAGAUGGGAAGGCAGGAAGUGCCCAAUCCUAAAUAGGAUUUUAUAAUCAAAUUUGACCCUAACAAAAUAAUCCUGUGGAGUUGAUUCUAUCAUCAUCGCCCCCAUUUUAUAGAUGAAUAAACUGAGGCCUAGAGAAGUUCAGAAACUUUGUAGAGGUCACAAAGCUAAUUAAGUAUUUGAGGCAGAACUGAAACCCAGGUUUUCCUAAUUCCAAGUUCAGCACCCUAGCCACAAGAGCCUCAACCUCAAGACUUGGGGAAUAUCAUUUCUCUAGGUCUUAAUUUACUUCCUCAUGGAAAAGGGAAGGGGGGGCUCAGACUAGAUUAAGCGAAUCAACAAUUAUUUGUUAUUGGCCAUCAUGCCAGGAACUAUGUAAGAGACUGAGGAUGGAUACAAAGACAAAGGGGAAAGCAGUUCUGCUCUCUGGGAGUAAGUUCUAAUUUAGGUUUGUGGUUUUGUUUUUGAGCCAUUCCUCCCUAAAUCCUUCUGGCUGGCCAGGACCUCCCCCUGGUGGUUCGAGAGUGAGUUGUUCUUUCUCUUUGGGGGUUUCAGGGACAUGGCACCAUGGCUAGUCUCUCCAUCAAAUGCCAGCAGCUCCUUCUUGGAAUUCAGACAUGGGCUGAUAGUCCUGCCUCAGCCAGAGGUGAAAGCAAUGGCUUCCAUGCUUUUUACUGUAGACACAGACCUUUGGUCACCGGGGCAGCCUCGAUGAAGUCCAUGGUUGCUGUUCCCUUCACUGAAGAGGAUUUAGAUCUGGUCCAGCCUCUUUGAGGCACCUGCCCAACUGUAGGAAAUCCGCUCUCCAUGGACUCCCUCCCCAUCCAGUACCAAUCCCAGAUGAUCCUGGGUAGUCUUUAAGUUCCUGGUUAAUUCUAACAGAGGCACGGUGAUGGGGUCUGAGGACAUCUCUCCACCCCCAAAGGUGAGAUGUCUGGAGAGAUGUCAGUCUGAAUUUGGGGGGGAAAUUUGCAUCUUUAUUCUCAUUUUCCUCCAAAGUUUUCUUCGAUUAUGAAUGUAGGCAACCAAUAUUCUUUGGACUCUGUAGGCUUCAACAGACUGCCAUUGGGAUCUAGGCUAACUAAGAGCAAGAUCCUGGAUAGGGAGCUGGCCUCAAAUAUUUGCAUUUAAACCCCACCAUUGAUACUGUACUGCCCUGGCUAAGCCAUUUAGCUUCAUGUUGUAGACCAGUGGUAUCAAAUUCAAAAAGAAACAGAGGUCCCUAAUCCAGACUUAAGGAUCCUUGCAGACCCCUUAUUGACUAGUUUUAAAAUGUGAUAUUUUUAUUUAUUUUGUGAAGUAUUUCCCAAUUACAUUUUAAUCUGGUUUGAGCCAUACUUGGGUGUCUUGUGGGCCAUGUGAUAUCUCUGCUCUAAGCAGUUCCCUGAGAGUGUGAAUGUCAGAGAAGAUGCUAAAUCUGCUCUGGGAGAGGGAAUUUCCUCACCUGGAAGUUCUUUAUCAGCAGCCCAGUCCCUAUCCAGAACCAAACCAGUCCUAACACUUUAUGAUUUUAUCUUUUUUUUCCCCUCCCAGCCAAAGGUAGAUUAAAGUCACCUUGAUCUCCUCAGUUACCUUAGAAACAACAUGAAAUAGAUUCAAAUCUGUUUUUUUCAUGGAUUGUGCAUGUGUAACCGACCUUUUUUAUAUCUUUAGAAGUUGGUUUAACUUUCCAAGGAAUAAAUAAAACUCUAGAAUUUCAGGUUGUGCCACUUUGUAUAUGCUAAUGGUCAUGGGGUUAUUUUACCCUUGGCAAUGACCAUGUGGGGAGAAGUUAAGCCUUGAAGGUUCCCUGUUAAUGGUGGCACAUGUUCACUGGGUUAUUAAACAAGGACUAGUCAAGUCUCCCACUUGGCCUCAUACCAGCUGAUGUGUGGUUUCAGUUGCCCAAAUGCUUCAGGAAUCUCUUUGGGAGAUAGUAGGACUUCUUCCCAGAAGCCUCUAGGAUCCUAAAUGGCUAAUGUCCAGGAAGGAUCUUUUGAAUAGCUCGCCACAGAAGAAACAAAGGCAAAUCUUAAGUCAAAAGACAAAGGGGAGGCACAGGUUUUGGAAGCAGGGAACCUGGGCCAGGAAGGACCUUAAGGACCAUUUAAGUCUAAACCCUUCAUUUUUGCACAUAAAGGUCACAAGGGUAGGAGGAUUUGAACCUAGGUCCUAUGAGGCCAUCCUAGUGCUUUCUCCACUGACUCUGCAGCUUACUAGUUUUGUAAACUGUGGUCUAGUCACUUCCUCUCUCAUCCUUAGUUUCUUCUGUAAAAUGAAGGACAUUGGACUUGCUGACCUUUAAGAACCCUUCCCACUCUAAAUCCUAUGACUUUUAAGUUCAGUUCUUCAUUGGUUACAUAAAUCCCAAAGCCAGUUUGAAUGCAAGGGGGAGCAGAAGUCUUUUUUUCCCCUUAAAACAUACUUGGGAAUUACUCUUUCUUCUGCCUUGCUAAAUAGAAAAGCGGUAGCUUCAUUUAUUUUGCUACCAAGGUUUUCUAGGGGAGGGUAGACCAAGGGAAGCUAUAACUUAAAGUCAACUCCUUUCCCAUUCCCAUUAGACCUCCCUUUCAAUCCCUCCCCCCUCCCCCAAAAAAAACCCAAAUGCUAUAAUCUUUCCCUAAAUCAGCUCGUUUCCAUUACCACUGAUCACUAAAGCCUGGUCAGACCAAUCGAUUGGAAGCAUUGGGGGGAAUAGUAGUAAGCAGGAUUGUGUGGGGUUUCCUGAUUUUUUUCCCCCAAAGAUGGGAAUGAGUACAGAUGUGAUAGUUGAGUUUGGAGAAGAUUUUGGUGUUGAGAUUGGGUUUUGAAGGGUUUUUUUUAGGUAUAGCAAACUCAGAAAAUAAUUCGAGAUUUAAGUGGGUCAGGAAAAAGUCCAAAAACUAAGCAAGAAUGAGAGGAGACUGCAUUGCAGUUGUCUGAUGUUCUCUCUAAGGUCUACAGAAACAACACUGGUUGGAGCGGAGGGGACCAUGAAAUGAGUUAACAAUUCAAGGAACUUCCAUCUUCUGGGCAUUGGUGCUAUGUAUCCCUCCUCCUUUCUCUGCCUUUUCUCCUUGACCCUUGACAUUUCUUUGGGAGUCAGGAAGCCUUCUGGGAAACUCCUGUUGAGUCUACUUUGGGCACCAUGAUUUUUGAUUCUGGAAUUCAACUGGGAGUCCAGAAUAGGAAAGCUGAUGGGGAUUAGGACUGCUCUACUUUAGAAAGGUUCCUGCCUUUUUCAAACUUGAAAAAACUGGAAAUAAUUGGGUGUAGAGUGGAACUCCACCCAGAGGCCAACUGGACAAAGGAUCCUGAUGGAUUCAAUCACUGUUUAUGACCCUCCCUUGGUGGCUAGGUAUACUGAUGGCCUGAGCCCUUAACCAUAAUGCCCAGUAGCCUGUUGGGAUGGACUUGUGGUUGGAUCAACCUCUGGGGGAAUGAGAAUAGAACAGAGGGCUAGCGUUGCCUGGAUAGCCGCCUUCCUCUCUCUAUUCUAGGCCCCCCUGGGACUAAUUGGCAUUGGGAUAUCCACUUUCUGAGAUCAAAUACUUAACUAUUUGCUGUGUGACCUUAGGGAAGUGACUCAGAUUUUCUGGGCUUUAGGUGCCAUUCUUUAAAAUGAUCAGAUUGGGUUACAGGCACCUUCCUGCACCGAUGUUUUUGUGGCUACAUGAUUCACAUAGGUUAAUGGAGUAACAAAAACUUGGGCUUUAGAUAAGUGGAAAACCUGUGGAGAAGGGACCAAAUACUCGUACUUCACACCAAUGGCCUGGCUACGCAGGGUGACCCGCUGCAGCUUAAAUGAGAAAGCUAGGGAGUUGAGGAAUGUCAAAAAGGACUUUUGAGAGAAGUUUGUUUCUACCAAGCCCAAGUCUUUGACAGAAUGUGGCCACACUGGGCACACACAACUUGGUUUCCUAUAUUAAGGGCACAUUCCUGCUAAACUUGUAUGAGAUUUGGAGUUUGGUUUGGUUUUUUUCCAUUUAAAUGUAGAUGUUUCUGACUUGGCUGCAAGCCUUCAAAUCUCCCUCUGGCUCUUAUUUUCCAGGGAGCAGGAAGUUACAUUCCCUCACUGUCCGUGUUGUACUCACGGCAUGCUUGAAAUACUGUCUGCACUUAACUGAAUUUUCCUAGAUUUGCAUUGUGGGACUAUUUGCUUUAUUUUUUUGCUGUGUUGCCCAGGCCAUAUGGAUCUCUUGUCUGCAUGUGUUAGGGGUCUUCUGGACGUGUGCCUUUCCUUCACUGUCUUGACUGUACAGAAUUUUUCAUGUUUACUUGUCACUUGGGAUACUUUUUGCUUUUUUACUCUUUUGUCCUAUAUAAGCUGGCCCUGGCUUCCCUCUCCUAUGAUCUGUAAAUGCAUAAAUACAAUGGACUGUAUUUAAAUUUCCUGGACCGUGAGGGGAUGUAAAGAAAAUAAUUAUUCAUGGAACAGAUCUACACCUACACUCAUGCUUCUCCAAAACAUUCAGGCCCUUAAGUUACUUUGCAUUCUACUUGGCAAUGAACACUUGAUUAUUUUGUAUAGAGUGUCAUCAUCAUCAUUUUUUGGAACGAUUCGGGGACACUGAACUAUUUAGCCCUUCUUUGACCAUCCUGCACAUCCUAUUUUAGAAGUAUUGUGUCUUUAAAAAAACAGUUACUCUUGUAAAACUACUGCCCAUGAAAUCCUAGUAACACCCUUGAAGAAGGAACGGGGUUUGCACAAACUGCUGUCACAUUACAGAUUCCUGAUUGGUUUUGUUGGCUUCAAACAGCUGCACAGGAUUAUUGGAAAAGGAACAGCUUCUGGUCCAUUUGUUUCCCUUUAGGACCAGGGGUAAAGCAAGGAUCGCCACCCAAGCGGUAUCCAUAAGCAGGAGCCCAGCUCCUGUGAAUGUGGUGGUUUGGGCCACCAAGGCAUAGUUUAAUAGAUUCUGCUCAAUGCAGAAGGGAUUUUAUUUUUAGGUGGUUUGUGGAAGAGAUCCUACCUGCAAAUGAUCUCUUUUGUUCUAAGAUGUGGGCAGCUAAUGACCACCUUUCCUUUGUGCCCAAUUUUCUCCUGUCUCUUCCUCCUGGAGCCCAGGAAAAGGGAAGAGAUUUGGCCUCCUGAUGCAAUGCAAAAGUUACAUAUGUAAUCAUCUAAAAAAGUUAAGAGUUCAAAUUCUGCCUUGAGCAAAAUAGAGUUCACUGCAAUGACCUUAAAUCUGGAAACUUGUCCUAAGCCAUUAGGGGUGGGAAUGAUGCUGGGACAUCACAGGAGGAAACCCUUGGGGCAGAGAGCCAGGUAUACACUCUCCUCCUGGCCCUGGGUUCCUCUGACAAGAUCAUGUAACCUAGGGGAGGAGGUGGGCAGCAAUGGUGCUACCUUCUCUCUGUGUCCCAGUAUCUCUAUAACUCCAGCUGGAUUUUACUCUGAAAGGAAAGGGCUGUUGCCAAUACUGGGAGAGCCCCUUCCAGGGAACUGUAAUGUUGUAUAGACAAAGGUGUAAAUAAAUGAUUUGCUUUUCUUGCCUGA
Molecule: messenger RNA, 11761 nt
Organism: Monodelphis domestica (gray short-tailed opossum)
Lineage: Eukaryota; Metazoa; Chordata; Mammalia; Didelphimorphia; Didelphidae
Gene: RAB11FIP4
Product: RAB11 family interacting protein 4
Biological process (GO): regulation of cytokinesis; endocytic recycling
Cellular component (GO): recycling endosome membrane; midbody; cleavage furrow
Molecular function (GO): calcium ion binding
Source: RefSeq, a predicted model, not a curated record